AUGGUGCAUGGAGUGCGUGCAGGUGUAUCGCUCACUUCGGGUUUGGUACUUGGCGUACUUUUGUCAGUACUGCUGUUUCUACCGGAUGAACUGAUUCCACCGGAAAUGCCGAAUGAGGAGUUAUCAAGUGAGCACUGGAAAGUUAUUAUCAAAAAAGCUGCAACUACUUCAAUUAAUGGUCAAUCUCAGACUCGGAAGGUAGUUAGAGCCGGAUUUGCAGCAACGGAAUUAGGAAUACGCGAGAAACUUGUGGUCAUCCUUCUCGGGCAGUCUUCACUAAUGGUGGCAUUGAAUGCAUCCAUCGGCCGGCAUGUACCUCACCUGCAGAUCUUCGCUGAUAUCUCUCGUAUCGAUGGUGACAUAGCCACUCUUCCCAAUCUCACACCGUAUAGACUAAAUGGACAACACUCACAUAUACCAGUUCUCAGUCUCAUUUUUAAUAUGAGUCGAGCGUAUCACUGGUGGAAAGCCGAUGAAGGAUUAUCCGAAGGCGGCAGUGGCACAGCGAUACAUGAUACCGUUGCGUGGUGGGCCUCAUCGUCACAAGAUUUUAAUCGAUCCCUCAGUGUUUCACCCUUGCUUUCGGAUGCAGAUGCUCAUGCGCUUCAUCAACAUUUCUUACAUGUCGAAUUGAAUCGAAUUGAAUAUGAAAUUGAUAGCUUAUCUGCUGAAAUUGUCUCAUUAUCGUAUGAUACUGUUGACGGACCAUCGCAGCCAGCUGGUUUACCACCUUAUUCAAAGGCACCAGAUCGCUAUCAGGUUCCGAAAUGGCAUUUCUUUACAAGUACAGAGAUCUUCAAAAAUGAACCAAACCAAAAUGUUUACGCAUUAAGUGGAGAUGAUAAACUAGAUGUUGAAGAGAUAGUUGCAGCGGCUCGGAAAUUUAUUAAAGAAAGUGGUGAAGGAAGUGAUGAAGAAUUUUUGCAACUGCGAAACGGUUAUCGUUUAUUUGACCCAGUGAGAGGUAUGGAUUAUAUCGUAGAUUUAUUAUAUCGUAACAAAGAUGGAAGCAAGGUGCAUCGUAUUCAUUUGACCCGAAUAAUAUCAAAUAAUCAACUUUUACAGCAAGUACCCUACGUGAAAGAAGAUACUGAUUUAACAAUUUUAAUACCACUUGGAUCAAAUGAUGAAGUGGGCGCUGUUCGUCGAUUCAUAGUUCAUUAUGUGAGCUUAUGUCAGUCAUCAGUUGGUGAUAACCGACAAACUAGAUUGGUUGUGGCUGUACGUAGCGUUGAUCCUUUCGCCAUUCGACUACUUAACAACGAUAUUAUUGAAUUGAGAAUGCGGUGUAAACCAGCGCAAACAGAAACAAUGUUAAUAAUAUUGAAACAAGACAGUCAUCCAGUUUUGGCAGCAGCAGCACUAGAUGAAGCAGUUGAUCAUUUUGGCCAGCAAAUGAUAUAUCUCUUAUUGUCACCGCAUGCUGAUAUUCAGCGUGAGUUUCUUGAUCGGGUGCGCAUCAAUACUAUCAAACAUUUUCAGGUGUUUUUCCCGCUUCCGUUUGUGGAAUAUCAUCCACGAAUUGUGAGCGCAAAUGAAGUACUACAAUCAAAAAUGAAAAAUCCUAACGUCGACAAUCAGGCAGCGCACGAAAUGGAUGAAAUUGAUCAAAAAAUUCGAGCACCAAAAACUUUUGUGGAUGGUGCAGAUACAUUUAUGAGCAAGUUCCGUGAUGCUACCUUUAAACGAAAUACACGGCCACUUAUUGUCCAUAAGGAUCGAGGUCACUUCGAUCCCUUGGAUUUUUCGGUCAUUUCUUUAUACGGUGCAGAUUUUGUGCGAACUCGUUCACGUUUAAACAAUAAAUCAUUGCUGUUAGAUUUGUCAUCACUCUUUCUCGGUCAUCAAAAUAUUCAUAUGAUGCGAGCCGUUGAACCGGCUCUACGGUUGCGGUACCAUGCUCGCGUUUGUAAUCCGGAACUGGUGGAUUCGGAUUAUGCUCGUUGUUUACUAAGCCGGCGUGAAGGAUUUGCGUCUAAAGCACAGUUGGCCAAUUUGUUGCUCAGUCGGAAAGCGAAGAAUAUGGUAGCUGCUUGA
Messenger RNA from Acanthocheilonema viteae, 2037 nucleotides. The record is from the annotation of a GenBank genome assembly. Lineage: Eukaryota; Metazoa; Nematoda; Chromadorea; Rhabditida; Onchocercidae.